AUGAACAACAAGACCAUCCCUGCAGCUCUUCCUGAGCACCUGCGUCUGCCUUCAUUUUCAAGCACAUACCCAACUAGCCUCAUUCCCGAUGAGAUGUUCUGCCACAGAUGUGCUGGAAAUGUACCUUUAUCAGACCCUCUGCUCAUCACAUCAAAGGCCAAAAUUCUUACAAAUACAAGAAUUAUCCAUGAUGUUGCCACCUACUCAAAAUGUUGCCACCAGUGUGGAAUCCACUACAGGUAUCAAGAGUGGAAGGAUGGCCUGCAUAAUUUUAAUGACAGUGUCAUUCUUGACCUCCCUUUAUGCCUACAUCUUCGAAACAUGCUACAGGUCCACACUGCUGUCGGGAGAGUGGUUCAGUGUCUGGAGGUCACUAUAGGGGAACAGUUUCCUCCAGCCAAAACAGUGAUCCAUGCCUAUCUCCAUUUUGAGGCACUCACAGGUCACGAGUAUGAAUACUCUUGUGUGACAUGUGGGGAUCAUCCACCCAUUGUCAUCAUGGAUCUCCACAGAAAAGGAGCAUUCAACAUGUCAUUGAGUGACAUCAAACCACCACCAAAGGAUUUCAAUGGACACAUGGAUAUGGAUGACUUUUGGGAUAAACUGGCCCUGCAAAUGAUUGGUCGUGGCUUUGUAAAAAAACAGAGCGACAAUCCCUUCACUGUCCACCCCAAUUACCACUGUUGGGCACCAUGGAUUGGAAGAAAUACACGCAAGUCCAGUCAAUGCCUUAACACAGAGUUCCAAAAAAUCCACCAACCCAAAGAAGCUGAGCUUUGCGAAAUAACUGUCUCUGAAGAUAAAAAUGAGCUUUAUAAGAAAAAGGUAUCAGUGAUAAGGAAACUGUGCAGGGAGUGUGGUAUUGAUGCCAUUGGCUCAAAAAGUGACCUCUUAGAGAGGCUUUCAUCUGAGAUGAAAUCUAGACAGACUUACGACAAAAGAGUCCGAGGGACUUUGCAGAUGUCCUCCUCUCAUGGAAACACAUACCCAACAUAG
Molecule: messenger RNA, 996 nt
Organism: Megalobrama amblycephala (Wuchang bream)
Lineage: Eukaryota; Metazoa; Chordata; Actinopteri; Cypriniformes; Xenocyprididae
Exons: 7
Coding region: 1-996 (331 amino acids)
Source: RefSeq, a predicted model, not a curated record